UCAAUCUUUUUUUUCUUUGCUGUGUCAGUUCGACGGCUAAGACCAGUAUCGGUCCAUCUCGCCAAAAAAAAAUAAUCUUUGUGUAUUCGUCCAUGCAAGUAUAACAAAACUGUAGUUCAUAUAGAGAUCUCUAAGGAACACGACUAUUGUCUGGAAACAGAAUGUUGUAAAAUAACAUUUCGAAUACUACUCUAAACAACAGACGUAAAAAAAUCCCGAUCCGUGAACAUAUUCAUUAAUUGAUUAUAGUGCGUAAACUUCGGCAGGUGCAUCCUUUGAUUCAGCCUGUUAAGACAGUACCAGCCAUAACAUUUAAACAAUCUAUAAGUUAAAAACGCGAUUUUAUGAAUGCUGUGCCAAACUUGAUAUGACCGAUCUCGUGAUGAUUGAUCCAAAACCAUCCGACCUCGGACCUGGCAAUGUUCGGACCUUCGGUUGUGAUAUAUGUGGCAGAUUUUACAGUGAAAUGUUUUAUUUAACUCGACAUAAACGGAUUCAUACAGCAGAGAAAUUAUUUAAAUGUGAUAUCUGUGGCAAAACAUUUUUCUCGAACUACGACCUGACGGUACACAUGCGCUUGCAUACGGGUGAAAAACUACAUAAAUGUGAUUUUUGUAGCGAAGCAUUUCUAAGAAAGUAUCAACUCACAUAUCACAGACGUAUUCACACCAAUGAAAAACCGCACGAAUGUGAUGAAUGUGGCAAAAGAUUCGUGCAACCUCGUCUGCUUACUUUACAUAGACGAAAUCACAUGGAACCAAAAUAUGAAUGUGAAUUCUGUAACAAACGAUUUGUGACAAGUAGUAAUCUGGCAACUCAUAGACGCAUCCACACUAAAGAACGUCCGUACAAAUGUGACUUCUGUGAUAAAAGAUUCGUUACAUCUAGCCACCUGAAGCUGCACCUGACGGUUCACACAGGAGCGAAACGUAAACUUUUACACAAAUGUAAUAUUUGCAACAAGCUAAUACGUGACGCUACCAAUCUAAAGAUACACUUGCGAACUCACACCGGCGAGAAACCCUACAAAUGUGACAUUUGCAACAAAUCAUUCACAACCAAGUCUGCAAUGAAGAACCAUUGUGUGACCCACACCGGCGAAAGGCUUCACCAAUGUCAGAUUUGUGACAAAGAAUUUUUCACCGGUACAAGGAAAAGGGAACACAUGCGUAUUCAUUUGGAAGAACGGUCACACGAAUGUGAUAUUUGCGGUAAAGAUUUUUUGAGGAAACAACAGCUAACUUUGCAUAUGAAACGGAAACACAACGAACCGGCAAGUUGAGAUGAUGAGAAUAACACGGACAUGUUUCUUAAUAUAAUAAAUAUGCCGAAAAAUGAUUUUUAUCCAAGUAUUUUCGAAAUUCACGAAUUCGAAUUUAACUCGUCACUAUCCCACAUCGACGCCUUUAUAAAAGGUUCUUUUCAGAACCUACAUUGUUUUAUUUAAAAUAAAAGCUACAAAAUAUUUCUUAAUAUUUAAUUGUAUGACAGAAUGUUUGAUGUAACUAAUCCGUACUUUAGUGUAGGUACAUCGUUUCAAAUUCUAGUAGUGAAGAAGGGGAAAGCUUGCACAAUCCACACAAUCGAUUAACUAAGGGUGUGAACUAUUUCACCGUUUACUUUUACUCGUAUUAACAUGAUCCAUUUAAGUGUCUAACAUUACCCACCCACCUUGUUAUUGACGAGACACUCUUGCUCCUAGAAUCACUUAGAGUUCAGCCAUAUCUUUAUGGAAACCGCCAAUAUUGGUGUUGAGGUAAACUCCUCCUGGCUCUAGUAGUUGGUCCUACCUUGGACCAACCAGGAUUUUUCGGAUAAGCCUAGUGCAAUUGUCUCGCGGCCGGAUGGACUGCAAUGAAAUGCAAGUGUUUUAUCACAGACUAACAGACAUGACAGUAUGAGUAAAUUCUUAUACAAGUAAUUUUUCGUAAUGCACUAGUUCCACCUAUAUUGUAUUGUAUGAGGUGCUCCCUUACCGAACGGAAUACUAGUAAAGCUUGAAUCCUCAAAGAAAAGUAGUAGUUGGCGAUUAUCUGCUAUUCGUAUGAGCU
Messenger RNA from Malaya genurostris, 2051 nucleotides. RefSeq names its product zinc finger protein ZFP2-like. The coding region runs from base 368 to 1282 and encodes 304 amino acids. Gene Ontology annotation, cellular component: nucleus. Lineage: Eukaryota; Metazoa; Arthropoda; Insecta; Diptera; Culicidae. The record is from RefSeq and is a predicted model, not a curated record. Gene Ontology annotation, biological process: regulation of transcription by RNA polymerase II. Gene Ontology annotation, molecular function: RNA polymerase II transcription regulatory region sequence-specific DNA binding; DNA-binding transcription factor activity, RNA polymerase II-specific. The transcript has 2 exons.